Molecule: messenger RNA, 1617 nt
Organism: Pyrenophora tritici-repentis Pt-1C-BFP
Lineage: Eukaryota; Fungi; Ascomycota; Dothideomycetes; Pleosporales; Pleosporaceae
Product: MBOAT-2 domain containing protein
Biological process (GO): lipid metabolic process
Source: RefSeq, a predicted model, not a curated record
AUGUUGUUCAAGCCUUCGGAUUCGUGGCCACGCUCCCACUAUGACGUGAUAGACUACUAUCAUCAGCACUACGACGAGGCCAUUGCGUCCGGAGAGGAUCAGCCAUUUCUCUACCCAUGGGCAUUGCUCGGGCCACUAGGCGUCAUCAUCUACCUCUUGAUUCCACAUGAAAAUCGGCCAUGGCUGAAGAAAUGUCGAUAUCUGGCAUUCGCUUGGAUCACGAGCUUCGCGACAUAUACGACUGCGUACCUAAGAGCGAGAGAGUUGGUAUCCGCUUUAGUGCUUGGGCUACUCUGUGCAUGGAGCGUCAUAUGGUUUGGCGCGAUUCUCGUGUGCAAUGAUGCACAGACAGAUUUCAUGAGGAUCGAAAGAACGACGGGCGUUUUCGGAUCAGAUAGUCGCCUGCGGAAAGACAGGUCCAGAGUUAAUGGAAACACUGAGUCGAAAGUGAAGGAUACACGACAUGAUGCAGUAGCCGACGUUGUCAAUGGCCACGCUGGCCCACGAGACCGCCACGGUGAAUUUGCAUGGCAACCCUAUCCCCUCACGCCUUUCGUCGAACGGCUAGACUGGGUUCUGGACCUCCUCUCUAGCUUCCGCGGAGUAGGCUGGAACUUCCGUAACUCGAAUAUCUCGCCGCCACCUAAACCCAUCCAAGAACAGCUCCGCGCAAACUCUGGCUCCAUGGUCCCAAAGCACUCCUACAAAACCCACCCUGGACAGAUGAAACUGUAUACGAGUAGGGAGAAACUGCUAAAAGACAAUGCAUGGAAAGUCUUCAAAGGCUACAUGAUCCUGGACGCCUUGAAGACUGCUAUGAUGUACGAUCCAUAUUUCUGGGGUCAAAUCGACAGAGCACCACCUUCUACCUAUUUGCCUCAAAAUCCGGUCUUCCGGAAUAUUUACCACCCCGCCCUUACCAUGUUUGGAAUCCAGUACGCUCUACAGUCCAUCUUUGCCCUCGCCCCCCUCAUCCUCUGUGGCCUCCUGACCCCAUCUUUCCUCGGUGCACGCGCAGAAAUCUGGAGCCACCCGCCUACCUGGGGUCCCUACAGCAUUGUUCUAGAACAAGGCCUCGCAGGUUGGUGGGGAAACUGGUGGCACCAAACCUUUCGUUUUGCCUUUUCAGAGCCUAGUCGCAAGAUCAUCGAGGCAACCGGUAUGAACAGAAAGAGUCCAGCUGCAAAGGCUUUGCAGUUAUUCAUCGCGUUUUUCCUCAGUGGCGUCAUACAUGCAAGUGGAGUAUAUACAUGUGCAGGCCCAACACAUCCAAUCACCGGAUCAAUGACCUUCUUUCUCCUGCAAGCCGUGGGCAUAUUCGUAGAAACCACACUUACUGAAUCCGCAAGGUCUGCUGGCUUAGACCAAAAGAUACCUGCUUGGAUAAAGAAGAGCUGGACGUUUCUAUAUGUCCAUGUCUGGUUCUACUACACUGCGCAUUUGCUUUGUGACGAUUUCGCAAAAGGCGGUGUGUGGCUGUUCGAACCAGUUCCAAUAUCACUGCUGCGAGGGAUGGGGCUAGGUGCGGAUGAGCGAGAUGGAUGGUGGUGCUGGAAUGCGCGGUUUGCUCGAUGGCAUAGGGGGGAUACAUGGUGGAAUAGUGGCCUUGCGUUGUGA